CAACAACCUCUCUUCUUCUCCAACUUCGACAGCACCUACAUCUCCUCUAUCCCGGUCGCGAAUUAACGCGCCGCUUUGGGAUAUAUCGCUUACCACCACGAUUAUUCUAGCGGUCACUCGACGCAACUGCGCCGCGGUCUUCCAAAAUGAGCAAUCCCCAGGCUCAAGGCUCCCAAGGGCCUCCCCAACAAGCACCACAGAUGCUCAAGGCUGAAGAUAUAGUAAAGCUUCACAGCUUGAAUGCGGAUCAGAAGCAGAAGUAUAGGCCAGCGAUGGAAAAUUUCUGGAAUAUCUACAACACAAAAGCAGUUGGUAGCCCAGAGCACAACCAGGCAAAGGCAAAGUUAGCGGAAUGGUCCAGCAAACUCAUUAGCCAAGAACGAGCAUAUCGACUCAAAAUGAAGCAACAGCAGGCUGCGCAGCAGCAGCAACAGCAGCAGCAGCAGGGUCAAAAUCAACAGACUCAGCAAUCCCCACAACCAGGCAAUGAGCAACAACAGCAGCAGCAAGCCCAGCAGACACCGCAACCACAACCGCAAGCGCAACAGCAGCAGACUCAACCGCAAGCGCAGCAGCAACAGCAACCAACACAGCAGCCACAAUCAGCACAGGCAACGGCUCAGCAGCAACAGCAGGAUGGUGCAAAUCAGGCGGCACCCUCGCAACCCCCUCAGCAGGGUAAUGCAGCUCGUCCCCAAGCAGCGCAGCAAAACUCAAAUCAGCCACCGCCCGAGAUCAUGAAGCACGUCUUAAGCUUUCCCGUUCGUCUUCCACCGGAUGGAGGUAUACAAGAAGGCACGCCUGAGGGAGAUGCAAAAGUCAAAGAGCUUCGGAGUUCCUAUACAUUGGCGUUGAUGAGGCAGAAGAAAGCGCAAGAGCGGUUGGCUCUGUUCAACAAUAUGAUGGAGAACAGGGAAAAGGCGGGACAGCCACUGGGACCGGACGUCCUCAAUCAGAAGCAAGUAAUGCUCAAUGAAUAUUCCGGAGCGAAGAAGUUCGUCGAUGAUUUCAGGACGAAACAGGCGCAAUGGAAGGCAGAGCAUGAGCGGCGAAAUUCUCAGGCUGGAGGCCAGGCUCAGCACCCACAAGGUCAAGGCGCGCAACCUCAACAAGCUCAGACCCAACAAUCGCCUCAAGCCGCGCAACAGUCGCAGCCACAACAAGCGCAGGGACAAGUGCAGGGACAAGGCCAACAGCAGCAACAAUCACAACCGCAACAGCAGCCUGUUGUGAAGCAAGAAACACAACCACAGAUCAAGAUUGAGGGUGGACAGCAACCACAACAAUUUCCCAACGUGCCUAUUGGGCAGCAACAGAAUCAACAGAUGCCACCAGGCAUGCAGCAACCGCGACCGCCGCCUGCUGUUCAUUCGCAGUCGAUGCCGCAUCCAAACCAAGCCCAAUUCGGCCAAAACCCUCAACAGCAACAACAGCAGAUGCAACGCCCGCAAAUUAACCCACUCGCAGCAAAUGCCCACGCCCAGCAGCACCAUCAACAAUCGCCACAUCCUCAGUCCGCCACCUCUGCCGGGCCUCCGGUACCCCUCACUCACCAGGCAGCAGUAAGCGCGGCGCAAAGAUCGUACUCGCAACCCGAUCAGAGGACAGGCACUCCUAUGCAAGGAGGCCCGGGCAGUUUCCAAGCUCCUGGAAGCCGUGAGCGUGAACAAUUGAAUAACCCUAAACUUCCGAUUCCACGAUCACUAAACGUUACUCAACCUGUACCUGUAGGAAUGGGUCAAGCGCGUCCGACAAUGAGCGGCCCGGCGAACGGCGCACCUGGAUCCAUGGGCCAACCAGUCAUCAAUAAGUUCCCUCCAUUUCAACUUGAGGGCGAGGGCGACCGGGUGCUCAGCAAACGCAAGCUCGACGAACUUGUUCGGCAGGUCACGGGUGGUGCAGAGGACGCGCUUACUCCAGAGGUUGAGGAGACAAUGCUCGCACUCGCAGACGAAUUCGUUGACAACGUCAUUGGCUCAGCGUGCAAGCUUGCUAAGCUCCGUGAAUCACCUCAACUGGAGAUUCGCGACCUGCAGCUAAUCUUGGAACGCAACUACAACAUCCGCAUUCCAGGUUACGCCUCUGACGAGGUUCGCACCGUCCGCAAGGUCGUACCUGCCCCUGGAUGGACACAGAAGAUGAAUGCAGUGCAAGCUGCAAAGGUGAUGAACUCAGGAAAGACAGACAUCUGAGUGGCUCGUAUGAUACCCCGUUCAAGUAGCAAUUUUGGAGGAUCGAUUUCUGGCGUUUGGCACCUCAAGAGGUUAUGGUGCGGGUGUGGACCUUAUCUAUAAAUGAAGGAACACGAUUGCAUUGGGAAGCAAAUGGCGCAUAUCUGACAAUGGCUGGAAGGCUGGUGAAGAUGUCAAUUCCACAAGUCAGAUGAAGAUGUCAAAUAUGCAUCUUAGCUGAUCAGGGAAGCUUAAUUAAUAUCAUAUUCAUCCAAAUCACAUGUGACCGUCUAUAAUUGAUAUCAUUACCAC
This is a messenger RNA of Aaosphaeria arxii CBS 175.79, 2483 nucleotides long. RefSeq lists its product as uncharacterized. The transcript has 2 exons. Gene Ontology annotation, cellular component: SAGA complex; SLIK (SAGA-like) complex; transcription factor TFIID complex. Gene Ontology annotation, biological process: RNA polymerase II preinitiation complex assembly; DNA-templated transcription initiation. The record is from RefSeq and is a predicted model, not a curated record. Bases 147 to 2192 code for a protein of 681 amino acids. Lineage: Eukaryota; Fungi; Ascomycota; Dothideomycetes; Pleosporales. Gene Ontology annotation, molecular function: protein heterodimerization activity; DNA binding; TBP-class protein binding.